AUGGACGUGCGGUGUGAUCCGCCCUUCUACGCUCUCAGCGAUGAAGGUAUCUGUAUGCCAGAGGUUCCCGUGGGUCAGUUCUGCACGGGCCUGGGUCAGUGUGUGAAGGACGCGGACUGCCAGACCCCGUUCGGAGGUGUGUGUGUAUGUAGCAAAGGAUUCUACGCCACGGGGCCACGGGGGGAGGAGUGCGCGCCCUACAAGAACCCUGGCGAGCUCUGCUUGCCUGUCGACAGAUGUGUGAAGAACGCGUACUGUGACGACCCGACCCGGGGCCUCUGUGUCUGUGGGGACGCUUACUACGCCACCACCGAUGACUGCAGGCCCCGGAUCAAACCCGACCUCAACUGCACCGCCAGGGGUCAGUGCGUGCGCGAUGCCGAGUGCCUGGCCGGCGUCUGCGAAUGCCUGGACGAUUUCGUGUCCUGGGAAAAUCGUUGCAUGCCGAGAAUCCUAGUUCCAGAGACGUGUGAAAGUUUCGGACUGUGCGUCGCAAAUGCUGAGUGCACGCGAGGUGCUUGCGAGUGCAACCCGGGAUAUUAUGCUCGAUCCGGGCGCUGCUUGCCGCUAGUGAACGCCACCGAGCCGUGUUUCGACGGGCCCGGAACGUGCAUUGCUAACGCGGAGUGUGUUGGCGGGAGAUGCGUCUGCGUUAAAGGGUUCUACGCCAAAGAUGGCGGCUGUUUGACUUUGAUUGAAGCCGAAAAUCCCUGCAAUGGGGUUGGUCAGUGUGUUGACAACGCAGAGUGUGUUGGCGGGGUGUGUGAAUGCAACAUCGGCUUUUUCCCCCAAAAUGGCGCUUGUGUUGAUUUGAUACCCGCGAAGACACGUUGUGACGUCAGCACUGAGGUGUGUGUAGACAACGCGAACUGCACGAAAGGCUUUUGCCAGUGCGGACCGGGCUAUUUCGCCAAGAACGGCGUUUGUAACGAGCUGAUAGAAGCUAAAAAACCCUGUGAUGGCAUUGGUCAGUGUAUGGCCAACGCUGAAUGCAUGAGAGGGACUUGCGAGUGUGAUCCUGGCUAUUUCGCGAGACUCGGAAUGUGUGAAGUCAUCAAGAACGCUACACAGUCGUGUGAAGGGUUUGUUGGUGAGUGCGUUGCCAACGCGAAAUGCGUGAUGGGUGAAUGCGUGUGUGAGUCCGGCUUCUACGCCAAAAACGGACUGUGUCGUAUGGUGAACAACGCUACGCAAUUCUGUGACGGUGGUAUCGCCGGGGAGUGUACGGCCAACUCGAGGUGCGUCAACGGUCGGUGUCGGUGCGACUCCGGCUUCUACAACCGAUACGGACAGUGCGAGAGCUUGAUCAAAGCGGAGAAGAUGUGCGAGGAGAUUGCUGGAGAGUGCGUGCCCAACGCUGUCUGCACGAACGGAGAGUGUGUUUGCGCGGCGGGCUACUACGCCAGGAUGGGUUGGUGCGAAAUGGUGCGCAACGCCACGCAACCGUGCGAAAACGUCGUCGGUGAAUGCGUGGAUUCCGCGACGUGUCUUCUGGGGAAAUGCACGUGCGACGAGGGUUUUUACAACAAGGACGGUCUGUGUAAGAACAUUAUCAACGCUACAGAGCCGUGUGAUGGCACGCCUAAAGAAUGUGUGGCCAACGCACGGUGUGAGCGGCGCUUGUGUACCUGUGUGGACGGGUUCUACCCCAGGAAGGGGAAGUGUGAGCUUCUACUCAAAGUCCCUGACCCCUGUGAAGGCGUUGAGGGUGAGUGCGUCGCCAACGCUGCUUGCGUUGACGCCGCAUGCGCGUGCGAGAGAGGCUUCUACGCUAAAAGCGGGUUAUGUCACGUGCUGAGAAAUGCCUCCCAGCCGUGUGAGAACCUACCCGGCGAGUGCGUGGCUCACGCGCGGUGUCUGUCGGGUACGUGCACGUGUGUGGUCGGCUACUACGACCGUCUGGGUCUGUGUGCCAAGAGAAUCAACUCGACCGACGCUUGCGAGAACGUACCCGGGGAGUGUGUGGACUUCUCCACCUGCACCAGCGGCAUCUGUCGCUGUGACAACGGACACUACGCCAAAGAUGGAGGCUGUCAGGUGCUCAUCCCUGCAGAAAACGCGUGCGAGGGCGUGGCUGGUGAGUGCACGGCCAACGCUCAGUGCCAGAGCGGGAUUUGUGAAUGCUUGCAAGGGUUCUACGCCAGACAGGGGCUUUGCGUGGAAAAAAUUCGCGUGAAAAACCCUUGCGAGGGGGUCGCUCAAGAAUGCGUGGCCAACUCGCAAUGCGUUACCGGGGCGUGCGAAUGCGUGCAGGGUUACUUCCCCAAAGACGGAUUUUGCAGCGGGCUUAUCAACGCCAGCUUGUCGUGCAACGAAGCCGUUGGGGGAUGCGUCGCCAACGCGCGGUGCGUCAACUCACAAUGCACGUGCGUGGACGAUUACUACGCCAAGAACGGGGUGUGUGAGCCCGUGGUCCCUGCCUCCGGGCCGUGUGAGGGGUUGCUGGGUGAGUGCACGGACAACGCUAGGUGUGCACAGGGGGCAUGCACGUGCUUGAGCGGUUUUUACCCACGUGAGGGCCUGUGUAGGGAGAUACUCAACGCCACGGACGUGUGUGAGAAUCUGGCUGGGGAGUGCACGGAUAACUCGAACUGUGUGCGGAAAGUGGACGAGACUUGCGAGGGCGCCAUUAACGGCGAGUGUGUUCCGAACGCAAACUGCCUGCGCGGCCGAUGCGCAUGCGACCUGGGAUACUACGCGAAAGGCGCGUUCUGCUUACGUCACAUCAACGCCACAGAUUCCUGCGAGGGGGUUCCCAGCGAGUGCACCCCGUUCGCGAAAUGUACCCUGGGCGUUUGUCAGUGUGGGGACUGGUACUACCCGAAAGACGGCAAGUGCGCUCGGCUGAUUAACUCCACGAACUCGUGCGACUACACGCCGGGGGAGUGUGUAGAACACGCCUCGUGUGUCGGCGGGGAGUGUGUGUGUGGGGAAGGCUACUACCCUAAGGACGGUCUGUGUAGCGUGCUGGUGAGUGUUCCCGAGCCCUGCGACUACACACCGGGCGAGUGUGUCGAGCACGCGCGUUGUGACGUGCUGACGCAGACGUGUCGCUGCGAGGAAGGCUUCUACGACGAGGGUGGGCGGUGCUUCCCGCUGAGGAACGCCUCCCAGCCUUGCUCCGCCUCCCGCCAGUGCGUGAUGGACAGCUCCUGCGACGGGGGCGGGGUCUGCGCGUGUGACGUAGGCUUCUACGAGAUGGAUGGUCGGUGCUUCUUGCUGGUGAACGCCACGCAGCGUUGCUCGCUGGACAAGCAGUGCGUAAACCACAGCGCGUGCGUGAAGGACGAGUGCACGUGUCACCUUGGCUACUUCCCCAAGGACGGCGCCUGCCUGGUGUGGGUCAACGCUACUGACCCUUGUGACGCCAUUGGUCAGUGUGUGCCGAACUCGGAAUGCCAGGUCUUCAACGGAGGCACGUGCGUGUGCCACGAAGGUUUCUUCACCUUGCACGGCAGCUGUGAGCCCAUCGUGAACGCCUCCAGCACGUGCGGCCCGCUUGACCAGUGUGUGGACAACGCGCUGUGUAACUGGGACACGACGGGCACAUGCGACUGUGUCAGAGGUCACUACACGGCCGGGGGUCAGUGCCCUGAGCAGAUCAACGCCACGCAGAAGUGUACAGCCUUCCACCAAUGCGUGCCUCACGCCAACUGUAGCGCCACCAAGGGCGGCCUGUGCACGUGCGCCGCGGGCUACUACGCCACCAACUCCUCGUGUGAGCAGCUCAAGAAGGAGGGCGAGACGUGCGUGAGCACGGGCCAGUGUAUCCUCAACGCCGUCUGCCGAGCCGGGAACUGCACGUGUGAGCCCGAAUAUUUCGCUUUGAACGGCUACUGUCCACUCCGGAAACUGGCGGGCGACAAGUGUAACGGUUCCGGCCAGUGUGUGACGCACGCCGAGUGCACGUCACCGGACAGUGACGGUGUGUGUCGGUGUAACGCCGGGUACUACAGGGACCCUGAGGGCCGCUGUGCUGGAAUUAUCCCCCCAAACAAGGCGUGCACGGGCACAGGCCAGUGUGUGGCGAACGCCGAGUGUUCUUCGGACGUCUACGGGGUCUGUGUCUGUGAUUCCAGGUGA
Aplysia californica (California sea hare) is the source of this 4083-nucleotide messenger RNA. Its product is annotated as neurogenic locus notch homolog protein 3. Lineage: Eukaryota; Metazoa; Mollusca; Gastropoda; Aplysiida; Aplysiidae. The transcript is spliced from 8 exons. The record is from RefSeq and is a predicted model, not a curated record. Bases 1 to 4083 code for a protein of 1360 amino acids.